AUGUUUACUGCAUUAUCAACCGACAUGUUUUUUAUGAGUAGCUGGAAGCACUUACUUAACUUUUAUUCAACAUUUUAUGAAUUUCCUGUUGGUGAAUGUGAAGAAAAUUUUCAUGUCAUGAGAAUUUCUAAUAUUGCUAAUGAAAGAUUCUUUACGACAUUAACUUCUAGACACAUUAAAGUUGAAAAACGCAACUCAUUAGCUUUGCCAAACAAAGAAAUAUGGAAGAAAAAGAAACAUUUUUACUCGCAUGCUUUAUCACAACCAGGAUGGAAAUUUCAAAUUUGGUUAAGACAUUUCCCAACAAAAACAAAGUCAAUAAUAAAUUUGAAAGCUUUCAAAACAAAAAGUUUAAAUUUGACACAAUGUAUCACGUCACAAUGCCUUCAAUUGUGA
Clunio marinus is the source of this 396-nucleotide messenger RNA. Lineage: Eukaryota; Metazoa; Arthropoda; Insecta; Diptera; Chironomidae. The record is from the annotation of a GenBank genome assembly.